Messenger RNA from Diuraphis noxia (Russian wheat aphid), 443 nucleotides. RefSeq lists its product as uncharacterized. Gene Ontology annotation, molecular function: GTPase activity; GTP binding; calcium channel regulator activity. The record is from RefSeq and is a predicted model, not a curated record. NCBI's taxonomy places the organism in Eukaryota, Metazoa, Arthropoda, Insecta, Hemiptera, Aphididae. Gene Ontology annotation, cellular component: plasma membrane.
AACUCUAUGCUCGACCUACAACCCAAAUGUGUUUAUAGUUAUGUAUUCGGUAGUCGACGAGAGGAGUUUUGAUAUAGCAGAACAGAUGUUAUUGUUUCUAUGGAAAGGCGAAUACAUUCAUACAAGAGGUGUAAUAUUGGUUGGCAACAAAUCAGACUUGGAACGAACAAGAAAAAUUCAAACAAAUGUUGGUCGAAAUUUGGCAUACAGUUGGAACUGUAARUUUAUUGAAACUUCUAGUGGUAUCGAUCAUAAUGUGGACAAACUAUUAGUAGGCAUUUUGGCGCAAAUCAAGCUAAACCCGCUCAGAGAAAGGAUGUAUAACAGCAAAAGGAAAAAAUAUAGCGUCACAAAACUAUAUAAGGACUUUUUAGCUUACUUAAGAGGCGUUAAGUCCAGUGAAAAUUUGUUCAGUAUAUAAUCAUUUUAUUAACAUGACAUAU